AUGUCCGCCUCUCAGUCGGUCCGUUCAGUCGCAGACACCGAAUUAGGACUGACACAGGGAGAGAUCCAGCUUCUUCGCCGCCAGCAAGAAGUCAUGGCCCAGCGCAGUCAUCAAGGUGGUAAUGCCGACCGGGGCAGAGCUCCAAGCCGUCACUCUCAGCCAUCUUCGCGCGCCGCAAGCGCCGCCAGCAGCACCGGCCCUCCCAAUCGUGUCAUCCUGGAUCCUCGUCAUCUGCAAGCGCUUCAGACUCAUCUCGACAAUGUCAUGCGACAGAUCAGCACUCGCAUCAAUGAGCUCGAAGAAGCCACGGAACGGUCCGUCAACUCAAGCAGCGACCGCCAUGGCCGGACUAGCCGAGAUGCAGACGCCGAAAUUGAGCGCAUGCACCGCAUCAUGGCCGAUAUCGACAGACUAGACGCCGACUUCCGGCGCAUCACCCACAUCAAGGAAGUUGUCAAACGUCUCCGGGCUCGGGUCGACGCCACCGACGGCAGAAUGGAGCGUGCAACCCCCUCUCACCAAAGUCAAGCUGCAAGAGAUCGACACCGUCGUUAA
Cyphellophora europaea CBS 101466 is the source of this 555-nucleotide messenger RNA. RefSeq lists its product as uncharacterized. Gene Ontology annotation, cellular component: BLOC-1 complex. The transcript is spliced from 2 exons. The record is from RefSeq and is a predicted model, not a curated record. Bases 1 to 555 code for a protein of 184 amino acids. Gene Ontology annotation, biological process: endosome organization. Lineage: Eukaryota; Fungi; Ascomycota; Eurotiomycetes; Chaetothyriales; Cyphellophoraceae.